Messenger RNA from Trypanosoma grayi, 2361 nucleotides. RefSeq lists its product as hypothetical. The transcript has a single exon. The record is from RefSeq and is a predicted model, not a curated record. NCBI's taxonomy places the organism in Eukaryota, Euglenozoa, Kinetoplastea, Trypanosomatida, Trypanosomatidae. Bases 1 to 2361 code for a protein of 786 amino acids.
AUGGACGGAGAUCUGUUUCCGUCGAUAGUGGCGGAGGUGGUUGCCCACGCUAUUGACUGCUUCCUUCUUGCUGUCGAGCGGCAGUCGCUUGAGGACGUGAAGCAGUGUGCAGAGACGGCAUGCACGGCGGUGUCGGACGCCUACCACAAGCAACCGCGGAAGCAAGAGCAUCAGCAGCAGCAGCAGCGUUCUUCUGUGAUCAACGUCAGGGAGUGGUUGUGCGUGCUGGACUCCAUGAUCUCCACAGCGCUGCCUCGCCUGCUCGCCUUUUUGCAGCGUUUGCAUGCCAGCGACGAAUUUGGCGCGUUGGCGCGUACCGUCUCGACGACGUUGGUGAACUUUGUCUUUUGCAGCAUCACUCUGUGCCGGUGUGUGGGAUGUGACGGGGUGCUGCAGCAGGAGGAGGAGCUGCUGCGGAGGCACACGGAGUUGCGUCAGGAGUUGAGCCGUGUGCUGGGCGUCCACUUUCCCCUCAUUGUGUACAACGCGGAGCAGCAGCUGUGGCAGCUAGAGGCUACAACGCAUCCAAUCGAUGCGGCACAUCUCCCGUCGCUGUACACCGUGCCACGCACGGCGGCGUGUCUGUCUUCGCACGACGGCUGGGUGUGGCUGCUGCUGGCGGCGACGACGCGCGGAAUGAUCGUCUUCUCGCCUCUCCCUCUGGGGACGGAGGAAGUGCGGCAGACUGGUGUGACGUCUGCCCUCCUCGCGAUGAACCCACAGGAUGUGUUUGACGCACCAUUUGGACGAAGACUCGUCGAGAUUCUCCUCGCUGUGUACACCUUCUCGUUGAAGCGGUGGAUGAUGCGCCUCCCAGUACUCGCGGAGGCGCUGCAGAGGUGGGGUAAAGCAGAUGCGAUGCCCUCGUCAGUCACGCCGCACAGCGAGCACUUCCACCACCACGACCAUCACCACCUCAGCAGCAGCAGCAGCAGCAGCACAGAUGAGAUGAUGCUGCCAUCGGAGGUAUGCAUAGUUGUUUGCAACCUCCUCUGGCACGUCUCUGACAUCAUUGUCACAGCGGGGCCAAUGCUAAAGCUCCUGCGGUUGUUGUCGCAGCUCGGUGUUGUGCGUGUUUUUUUUGUGACUCAUCAAUCAACUGUAUCGGCGGAUGCUGCUGCGAGCCUCGCGUUGAAGCUCUCGGAGUUUCUAGUUGUGGCAUCGGAGCGUGUUUUUUUGCGACCAGAUCGCGCAACAUGUCACAUUCUGCCGUGCGAGACUAGUGUGCCAUACUUGCAGCUUACGCUCCUCGAUUUGGCCGCGCACGCCUUGGAGGAGGUGAAGUCAGCCGCAAACUCGGCCCUUCCUGCGCGGCGCCGUUCCCCCUCCGCGCAUGGGGCGCUGAUCUACGCUUAUAGGCUGCGCAGCUGUGGCGCUGGGGCGGUGGAGUGCGAAGGCGCCGAUGCUGCGCAGGUGGACGCAUCAUUUGUUCAGUCGUUUGUGCUCGGUCUGGAGGAGGUGUUUUCAUGCCUACAUACCGUUGGAUACUCUGCGGAAUGUGCGUCAUCGUUGCAUCACUUUUUCGGUUCUGUGCAGAAGGCGUUGUGUGGGACUGCAGAGGAGCGGCUGAUGAACGCGCAGACGCUGCGGGAUGCUGGGGGACGCGGCUGUCCUGCUGUGCUGUCAAGUGGGGUAGUGUCAGCCCUAGAGCAUGUCCUCUCGCUGUACGAAGCGGUGGUGCGGCCGUUAUCAAGGACUGCUGCAGGCGACAGCAGCAUGCCACAGCACCGUUGCUACUGGCUUUUGGCGGUGUCAUACUUGCGGUUGAGCGGCUCCGAGGUGCGUCGGCAGCAGGAGGACGGCGCCACUGCAACUACCACCGCGGAUAAUAGCAGUGUGUUUUGCUGCUGCCGGCCAUCUGAGAGUGCACACUGGCUUCAGCUCGACAGGCGCGGCUCCUCAUGCAGCAGCUACGAGGAGUGGGUGCAGCUGCGCAGACUCGGCCAACAAGUUACGGAGAAGGGCACCCCCACAGUAUUUGGUAGUGCUUCCACAUUGCGUGACCGGCUUCUCUCUGCGGCUCUGCGCUUUCUCCUGUUGGCGCUGCGUGAAGCCAUCCGUGUAGAGGCCGCGGAAAGGGAUCAUUCAAUGAGACAGUGCGGAGAUCGCACCAGUGCCUCCACGACACCAAGCGAAGUUUCUCUGUCCAAUGUGUACUCUACCGCCUUCACCCGGUUCCUGCUUAUGAUGGACCAUGUGCAGGCUGCCAAGGUGGUGUACUGCUCUGAAGCAUGCUCUCGUACUAUUACUGAAUGCCGCUCUGCGCUAGCGUGGGAGAAAAAUGCGAACGGCUUGAUCACUGAAGAAGAAGUGAAUGCGGCACGGACGUACCAGUUAGCUGUAUCGCUCUUUCUCAUAUGA